AUGGAGGAAAGCUUAAAGAUAGUAAAUUUUCAAUUUACGGAUCAGAAUAUGCGCGGCCUUUAUCUUAGGGAAUUGAGAUAUUCAGUUAAGUCUGAUCCAAGAUCAUCAUUUAUGGAGGCAAUAGUGAAGUCAGAUGGCCAAAGAUUCAUUUUAGAAUAUGAUUUGAUUAAAAUCAUCGGUUCUGAUCCAGUAGAUUCACUUUUAGAUUAUGAUUUUCAUCGCCGACCAACUGAUCGAUUUGCCAACGACAUCAUUAACCCGACAGAUGAAAUAAUUCUGUCAGCCGUCAAAUACGAACGAUGGAGAAAUCUUAUCUAA
Molecule: messenger RNA, 318 nt
Organism: Ambispora leptoticha
Lineage: Eukaryota; Fungi; Glomeromycota; Glomeromycetes; Archaeosporales; Ambisporaceae
Source: the annotation of a GenBank genome assembly